Molecule: messenger RNA, 1476 nt
Organism: Cottoperca gobio
Lineage: Eukaryota; Metazoa; Chordata; Actinopteri; Perciformes; Bovichtidae
Gene: igfbp7
Product: insulin-like growth factor binding protein 7
Exons: 6
Coding region: 50-1012 (320 amino acids)
Biological process (GO): regulation of signal transduction; regulation of cell growth
Cellular component (GO): extracellular region
Molecular function (GO): insulin-like growth factor binding
Source: RefSeq, a predicted model, not a curated record
ACCUAUUUUCUUCCCACCUGUUAUAAUCAUCCUUAUCAUUAUUAUUACAAUGAUAAUAAUGAUCUUUAUAGUCAGUGUGCAGCUCCAGUCUCUGGAGGAGGAGUCAGCAGCUUUAAAGCUUCAUCAGUUCUCAGAGAGCAGAACAGACCUGAGAGACACAGCGACGGUCGGACUGUUAAUAUCAAGACUGAAUAAAACCGGUUUAUCUCGGCCAGACAUCAUGAGGUCCCUCGCACUCUUCCUGUUUCUGGUUCCGGUCCUAUGUGUCCUCUCGGUCCGGGUCUCUGCGGGUCCGGGGUGCGGACUGUGUGACCCGACGCAGUGCGCCUCUCUCCCGGCGGAGGGUUGUCCGGCCGGCUCUCUGCAAGACUCCUGCAGCUGCUGCUCGGUGUGCGCUGCUGCGGAGGGAGAGCAGUGUGGUGGUCGCCGCGCGGCAGCGCGCCGCUGUGGAUCCGGGCUGGAGUGCGUCAAAAGGGACGAGGACAAGAAGAACAAGAUGGGCGCGUGCGGCUGCAAGAGCAACUAUGAGGUCUGCGGCAGCGACGGCCUGACUUACAGGAGCGGCUGUGCACUGAAAAGCGCCAGCCUGGCAGCCCAGGAACAGGGCAGAGAACCCAUCAACAUCCAGAAUAAGGGCCGUUGCGCCUCAGCUCCAGUCAUCGUCACUGCUCCAGGUGAAGUGUACAACGUGAGCGGCUCUCAGGUGUACCUGAGCUGUGAGGCGGUGGGCGUGCCCACACCUGUCCUCACCUGGAAGAAGGUCAUCAGUGGGAAGAAGAGGAUGGAGCUUCUUCCUGGAGACAGAGAUAACCUGGCCAUUCAGACGAGAGGAGGACCGGAGAAACAUGAAGUGACUGGCUGGGUGCUGAUCUCGCCUCUGACCAAAGAAGAAGAAGGAUCCUACGAGUGUCACGCGGCCAACGCGAAAGGAGAGGCUUCAGCUGUCGGAGUGAUCCAUCUCGUUGAGUCCAUUGACGACAUUGUCAAGACGGUGAAGGAGGACGAGUUGUGAUCGGCCAAUCAGAGAUCGGCUGAUCUGAGAUCAGUGAAGAUGGUCGGAGAUCAUUAUUAUCACAUUUCUUUUCAUCUUUCUUUUCAUGUAUUUCUGAAUUUAAGUAUACAUUUUGUUUAGUUUCUCUUCAGUUUAAUGAUUACAGUUUAGUUGCUACAUUUACAAAAUAGAGAUUUAACUCUUGAACUUUUCAUAUUUUACCAUUAUAUUCAUUUAUCAUUUAUUAUCUUUUUCUCCACUGAGCAGCAGAGAUAAAAUAAAUGCUUUUAUUUUUGGAAAGACUUGAAUCGGAUGGCAACAGUACUGAUGCAUUCAUCAUAUGCAAAUAAAAUCUGUUUAAUAAAGUUUUCAAAAAUGUCUAAUUCAGAGAAAUAAAACUUAAUCAUCAAUUCUGUGUAUCAGACUUAAACGUUUUAAACUGAAAUUAUUUGUCAUUCUUUUUCUGAAUAAAUGUUGGAAAGAUA